CCACACAUACUACGCCAUGUUUCUUUUAAAACCUUUCAUCUUCGCUUGUUACAUCCAUCAACAUCAGUUUGGUUUUUUUGUUUUUCACGUGACUCUAGUUGCGGAAAAAGGUCUUUUCAUUGCAGUUUUGCAUGGUAUACUAUUUGUGCUAUGCCCGAAAAACCACCUCUUGCCAGCGCAAAAACUUUUCAUUGAAAAACGAGUUUUGGCAAAAUUGUCAUUUGUCCAUUAGGUAAACUUUUAUGUGCAAAUUAUUUUUGCGCAAUUUGAGGGUCAGUGGAAAAGCGACUAAUGAGUGCCAUAUAAAGGGUUAACUCCUUAUUGAACAAUAAAAAACAGCUCAUGCAAGCAGAACAACAUUUCUGCAAAAUUGUGAUUUUUUCUAAACUUUUUGUACUUCAUAAACUUUCAAUGUGAAAUUCCAGAACAUGACUAAAAUACAAUUAUGUAGAUGCACUUAUAGAGCCUAAGGCAUUUUAACAACACAGAGGAGGGAAAUGUAAUCACCCACUUCAACCAAAAUGGAUGCGAUGAUGUAUAGAAAAGAUAACCCUUAGUGUAUAGUGCAGUGCAUAUUACUCCUGACAGGAAAAAACAACAGUGGUUAUAAAAGACAUAACCAGAUGGAACAGGCAGUAAAUGGAGAGGGGACUGCAGAGAAAAGGCAGCAUAAUGUUUGGAGUUCUGCUGCUGACAAUGAAAACUGAUUUGUACAUUAGAGUGAAAUUAAUGUUCAUUAUUCUCAGUCUGUUUUUUUUUUUUUUUUUCAUUUGAUUUGUAGUUGAAAUGGUUUAAUACUCUGUACAUUAUAACAAUAUUAUGCGAGUUUCAGUUUGAUGUAAAUGUCUUGUAAAGGCCAACUUUAGACGUUCAUACUCUGAGGACAUUUCAGAGAUAAUAAAGAAGCACUUCUAUAGUCAUCAGCACUUUACUUUCACCACGGGGUGUUUUCACACAAUUAUCUGAACUUCUGCCGGAGUUAAAAAGAAGGACGUUUUCUAGCUCUGCUCAAACCAAAGAUGACAUGUUUUAUGAUGAAUUUAAUGACUGCAGUUCAUUUCUGUACAUCUUUCCACACGUUUGCAUACUGUUAGUUUGUGUUGUAAUGUGCAGUGUAUCCACAUCAGAAGGCUGUAAGACAUGAAGAGAUUUGCUGUGGCUGUACACACACUAUGGAUGGAUUUUCCAGUGGGACUGUACACAUUAUGUCAGGGGUCAGUGACUGUAAAACAGGCAUUUGAUCUUGUGUCAGUGGCUGCAAUUACUUCCAAAUGCUUUGACAUGAAAUGCAGAAAAAUCUGGUAAAUGUAAACAUGAAGAAUGCUGUGCUAGAUUAUGAUCUAAGACCACAGUAAUCACAGUAAUCUCUUUUUAUUAAUAUACUCAAAGGAAGUCUGGAAUAUAAUUUGCCAUUUGUAAUGGAUAAUAUAGCAGGCGAAGAUUUAAAGAAGGGGAGGAGCGAUGGGGUUUGGACGAACGGUGGAGAAGAGUUCAUGUGAAACAGACAAACACUGAUCUGCAAUGGGAUCCUAUUGUUUCUGUGAGAAUCCAGAGAAGGAAUCCUUGAAUGGAAGUGGAACCACAUCAUUAGUGCCGGCAGGAAAAUGUACAGAUUUUUCUUUCUCGCCCAGGGAGCCCCAAAUGCAACAAGAUUAUGAAGAUUUGAUAUAUCGGCUGGGAGGCGAAACCCAGUGGCUACAUAUCAAAAGCCAGGAUUAGUUGCCUUUUCAUUUCAUCUCGUCUGGUCUGGCCUCGACCAUGAGGCUAGAGCGUGGACGGCGGGCUUCUCUGGCACUUACCCUCAAUUUUGUGGCGUUUGCCUUUGCCUUAUCAGCAGUGACCACCAGCUACUGGUGCGAAGGUACCAGGAAGGUGGCCAAACCCUUCUGCACAGGACCGCCCGUCAAGGUGAAACAGUGGUUCUGCAUCCGCUUCAACAGCUCCAACAUUAAUGACAGCCGGCUGGUCCAGUACAUCUUUGAGACCGGGGAGGAGAAGUUUCUGCUGAGGAAGUUUCAUACGGGGAUAUUCUUCUCCUGUGAGCAGGCAGCGGACAUGAACGGGUUUGACUGUCGAGACUUCUCAGAGAUCGCUCCUGAGCAUGAAAGAGGAGUCCUGUGGUUGUGUAUCGUGGCAGAGACGCUGUACCUCACACUGCUGUUCAUGGGCGGGGCUCUGAUGACCCUCGAACAGUGUCCCUGCUUCAGCAUCAUGAACAAACUGAAGCUCAGUGCCUUUGCUGCUUUGUGCACUGCCCUUUCAGGCCUUUGUGGGAUGGUGGCCCACAUGAUGUUCACCACCAUUUUCCAGCUGGCAGUUGCCAUGGGACCAGAAGACUGGAGGCCCAAGACCUGGGACUACAGCUGGUCUUAUAUCCUGGCAUGGGGUUCUUUCGGGACAUGUAUGGGCUCUGCAGUGACGGCUCUCAACAGAUACACCAAGACCAUCAUAGAGUUUAAAUACAAGCGGCGAAAUAUUGAAAAGAGCCUGAUGAUCAAGCAGAAGAUGCUGGACCUCCCUGAGCCCAUGUGGGACAUGUACCUGACUGCAGUGCCCGCUGACGCUGAGGCCCCCUUAGAACUGCCAGCGAACGGGCACAAACCCCCCACGGGGACCACGUAUGUAGUGGAAAUGGACGAUGUACCAGAACAACAAGGAGAAGCGUACUGCUGAAUGUGGAUCGCCGUCCUCCCCACCCCUGUGACCCACUGGAACAGUUUCGGGCGGAUUUCCACAGCCCAGAUUGACUCAUGUUCGUGGAUUUAAAUGUCUAAUACAGUCAAAUAUUUUGUUUUGUUCCUCGCCACACAUGAAUGUGGAGAUAAUGUGACACGGCUUUGACACUACAUGCAUUUAAUCAAAUCUUUAUGUGCAAUGUGAUUUGUGGGAGGAAGGGGGCUGUCCUGUUUCAUGCCUCUUCCACUGUAAAUCUGUUUUAAGGACAGAAGGUGUUUUAUUGAACUGACCUUCAAGUUGAAUCUGAUUCAUUUUGUCCUGUUCAGUUUCUGGGACAAGUGUUGGUAAAGUGUCCAGUAAAGACGGACAAAUGUCAGGACCAGAAAACAUCAUUCUGAGGACCUUAAAUUUCCAGUCAGGUUAUGAAUAUUGUUUUGACUGUUAUUCUGCAACAGAGGGAUGUGGUAUUUUUACGGUUCUCAGGAUGUGUCUCACUUCAUCAAACUAUUAAUUCAUCUCAGGACAUUAAAUCAAAUAUUUUAGCUUUUCUAUUUAGGGACACAACACAAUCCUUAUUUCAAUACACUUUUAUACACUGUUUCGUUUCAUUUAAAAACCAAUUACCAUUGGCACCAAUAAUAUCGAUCUACAGAACUGUAUUUUUGGUAUUUCAUUUUAACUCACAUUCCAAGUGAGGGGGCAUAAUUUUGACUCCAUUUGUGAAAGGACAGCAGCAUUAAAUAGUUUUUAAUCAGUGGUUUAUUUAUUUUGCAGGUUUAAAGUAUAAAAUAUUCUCGGGACUGGACCUGAGCAGAGUCUAAGUGUGUGUAAUGGAGAAAGACUGACAUCUGUUGGAUGUGUGGCAGGAUAUUUUCUGAAUUUCUUGCACAACACAGAAGUGCAUUUUCAUUAUUUAAUCACGGAUGCUUUUGUGCAAAAUAAAAUGUGAUGUUGCUUUUCAUGGUG
Sphaeramia orbicularis (orbiculate cardinalfish) is the source of this 3642-nucleotide messenger RNA. Its product is annotated as germ cell-specific gene 1-like protein. Gene Ontology annotation, cellular component: plasma membrane. Bases 1759 to 2673 code for a protein of 304 amino acids. Lineage: Eukaryota; Metazoa; Chordata; Actinopteri; Kurtiformes; Apogonidae. The record is from RefSeq and is a predicted model, not a curated record. The transcript is spliced from 5 exons.